Messenger RNA from Solanum lycopersicum (tomato), 3828 nucleotides. The record is from RefSeq and is a predicted model, not a curated record. NCBI's taxonomy places the organism in Eukaryota, Viridiplantae, Streptophyta, Magnoliopsida, Solanales, Solanaceae.
AAACUGGACUACGGGGGUAAACCUGGCUUUACUCAAAUCUCACAGUUGUUCAGUCGAUUCCCGGCAACUCCAUCUGUGCCAGUUCUGUGCCGCUCCGCCGUGGUUUCCACCGGCGUUCGUGUUCGACUUCUCCGGCGACUUCUCCAACCCAAGUUUUGUGCUUUUGCCUUCUGAUCCAUAUCUUUUCUUUGUGUCUUCCUCUCCUCUCUGCAACAUUGGAUGUUUUAUACAGCUCGCUCUGCAUUACUGGCUGCAUAUAUAGCUUGUGAAGAUGGUAUUAUCAUAUCCAUAAUCCGACUUUUCUAGAAUUGGGAAAUGCCCGAAAUAACAAACAUAGCAAAAGAAACAUUUGAAAAUGGGACAGAUUCAUCUCAGGAUGACACUGGCACUGUUGAGGAAAUGCCUGAGGAUACAAUCUUACAACGACAAACGUCUGUGAACCUUAUUCCUUUCAUUGGUCAGAGGUUUGUAUCACAGGACGCUGCAUAUGAAUUUUACUGUAGCUUUGGAAAGCAAUGCGGCUUCUCAAUUAGACGUCAUCGUACUCGGGGGAAGGAUGGAGUUGGUAGGGGCAUUACAAGAAGGGAUUUUACAUGCCAUCGUGGUGGCUAUCCACAACUAAAGCCUUCAGACGAUGGCAAGCUGCAAAGGAAUCGAAAAUCAUCACGUUGUGGGUGCCAGGCAUUCAUGAGAAUUGUUAAAAGAGCAGAUCAUAAUGUCCCUGAAUGGCGGAUUACAGGUUUCAGCAAUGUUCAUAACCAUGAACUUUUAAAGUCAACUGAGAUGCAGCUUAUUCCUGCCUACUGCACCAUGUCUCCUGAUGACAAGAGUCGCAUUUGCAUGUUUGUGAAAGCUGGGAUGUCAGUUCGGCAAAUGCUGAGGUUGAUGGAGCUAGAGAAGGGAGUUAAGUUGGGUUGUUUACCCUUCACAGAGGUCGAUGUCAGACACUUCCUACAAUCUUUUAGAAAUGUGGACCAGGAUAAUGACCCUAUUGACCUUCUCAAAAUGUGCAAGGAGAUGAAAGACAAAGACCUGAAAUUCAAAUACGACUACAAGAUAGAUUGUAAUAACAGGUUGGAGCAUAUUGCCUGGUCUUAUGCUUCAUCAAUGAGGUUAUACGAGUAUUUUGGUGAUGCCAUAGUAUUUGACACUACUCACCGCUUGGAUGCCUAUGAUAUGCUUCUUGGGAUAUGGAUUGGAGUGGAUAACCAUGGGAGUCAUUGUUUCUUUGGUUGUAUACUUCUUCGGGAUGAAAAUAUGCGGUCGUUCUCCUGGGCAUUGAAGACAUUCUUGGGCUUCAUGAAUGGCAAGACUCCAGCAACCAUGUUGACUGAUCAAAACUUGUGGCUCAAAGAAGCCAUUGCCACUGAAAUGCCAAGAGUAAAACAUGCAUUUUGCAUUUGGAAUAUAACUUCGAGGUUUUCAGAAUGGUUUUCGACACUUCUUGGAUCCCAAUAUGAUAAUUGGAAGGCUGAGUUCCAUCGCCUCUACAAUUUACAUUCGAUUGAGGAAUACGAAGUGGGAUGGAAUGAGAUGAUCGAAACCUACCAGCUGGAUGGAAAUAAACACAUUGCCAGUUUAUAUGCUUUACGUUCAUACUGGGCACUGCCCUUUUUGAGAUCUUUCUUUUUUGCUGGAAUGACGAGUACAUUUCAGUCGGAGACUAUAAAUACUUUUAUACAGAGGUUUUUGAGUGCUCAAUCUAUACUUGGUAAUUUUGUGGAGCAGGUUGUUCGUGUUGUAGAUGCUAAAGAUCAAGCAGGAGCAAAACAUAAAGUACAGAGAAUUGUUCAAAAGGUUCCCUUGAAAACAGGUUCACCAAUAGAAUCUCAUGCUGCUAAUGUUCUUACACCAUUUGCCUUCUCAAAACUACAAGAGGAGCUUGUUUUUGCACCACAAUAUGCAUCACUGAUGGUAGAUGAAAGUUAUUUCGUCGUGAGACACCAUAAGGAAAUGGGAAGGGGUUACAAAGUACUCUGGAUUCCGCAUGAUGAGUUCAUUAGCUGUAGCUGCCAUAACUUUGAGUUUACUGGUAUUCUCUGCAGGCAUGUGCUUCGUGUUCUAUCAACAAAUAAUUGUUUUCACAUUCCAGACCGAUAUCUGCCCAUGCGCUGGCGUGAGUUUACAUCCUCUGUGGCUAAGCCCACACUCUUAUCCCUACCAAGUGAUCAUUUGGGAAAAGUUCAGUUAUUGCAGUCCAUGAUUUCAACACUGAUUAAUGAAUCAGUUGAAACCGAAGAACGCCUCAAUGUUGUUUGUGAUGAAGUUUCUACAGUUUUAUCUCGCAUUAAGGGGUUACCUACAGCAUCCAAUUCGGGUAAUGCUAUUGCAUAUGAGAGCCCAUCAAACUCGCUGAUUCUUGCAGAGGUUGAGGAUUCUGAAGGCAUUGGUCAAAGCUUCACUUGCAGCCCUCACGAGUGUAUAAAUUUGGCAAAGUUAAAAGAGAGAGGAUCCAGAGAUGGACUGGAUUUUUAUGGAAAGAGGAGACGUUUCUCCAUUCCAUGUUGUGGACAGUAUGGCCAUGAUGCAAAUGAUUGUCCAAUGAUGGAAGGUGAAGAUUUGAAUGGAGAUAGACUUGGCUUUUUAUAGCAGGAAUGUUGUGAAAUGGAGCUAGGCGCUUUGAAUGAAGUAGGGAAAUAUAUACCAUUCCUUCUGUUCAUAACCGACAGUUUCUCCUCUCUUAAUGCAAAUGCUUUAUACCUUUAAACUUUCGCGACCCAAACAAUCGACUCUUAAUAUGCUGGAAUACCACUUUCUGACCUACAUUCUUUUUUUGUAACAAAUGAAGGUCCUCCUUUCAGGGAUCAAAGAAGGAGCGUUCUUAUUUCUGUUCUACCAAUCUCAACUCCUAAAAGAAGAGGAAAAAGAAGCAUUUAUGAUAUAGCACUAUGAUUCGCAUGCCUCAAGGGGAAAACAGAGCGAGGUUAGAUGAUAUAAUAUUGAUAUUUAGUUAAAAUCCAAUUGCUGCUAGAUACAUGUGAUUCUUCUCUUUUCUUUCUCCCCUUCAUCCUGUGAUAGUGUUUGUUUCGAUAAAUUUUCGAUGGUACAAGUUGACUAAUGUACAAAAACGCAGGUCUACAUUCCACUAGUUGGAUAUCUAUUCUAAGCUUAUGUAGUAUAUAUUACAAUUUAAUACAUGUAUUCGGUUCAAACAACAUUUACAAGCCUACCUAUAGGAUGUGAUACUACUGUUUGGACUGGCACUUGUGAUGCCAUAACAUGAUGAAAUGAAACAUUCUAGUAAUUUUGAUCUUCAUCAGCUAAAGAAACUUUGCUUAGCCUGCUGGGCAAUGUCUUAAGAUCAUUCAUGUUCCUGACUUUUCUGGCUCUUCCUCGUCUGCUGCCUGAACCAAACACAGCUCUAUGUGCCAACGCUUUGCCUAAAAGCCGGUACUCAGCCCUGGAAGCUUUGCUGUGGUCUUGAUGCCUUGUCUCACCAUCAUCACACUCCUCGUGGUAACCGCUGGUGUUGUAGGUUUCAGAAGCUCCAUAAGUUGCUUUCUCAGCAGCCAUUAUAUUAGAAAAACACCAAAGGUGGAGGAGUAGGAUGGUGGUAUGAAGGAAAUCAAGAAGUGGAUGAACUUUUUUAUAAUGGGAAUAAAUGUUUAUAAAGAGUUAGGGGUUGAGGACAAAAGACAUAUAUGAAUGGGGACGGUUAAAUUGGGUCGUUGAUGGUGGUAUUAAAAAGGUAAAGUUGGAAGAGUUUUGAAGCAAAGUUUCAUAUAGCCGAAAGGUUACAUCUUACGCUAAUCCUAUUGCAUGCAUUUAUUAAUGUCUCUUAAGUAAUAAGGAAUAAUAUAUUACACUUAUAAAAAUGCCUUCAUCAUA